CUUGAUUCUCACUUCAAAUUACCCGCGAACCGAUCCUUUGUAAUUCUUCAACCAUUCGACUCACCAUCGAGAUCCCCAAUGCGGAGUAUGAUUAUACGCUAUAGUCAAUUCAGGCACCUUGGUACUUGGCAAUCAACCAGAUCUUGGGUAGUAUUCCCGAUAUUACGUCUCCUUACUGUCUAGGAGAUGCAUACGAGAUGUCUAGUGAAGGUAUGCGGUGAAUUCGGCGAGACAAGGUCAAUUGUUCCACCUUCACGAUGGCGGGCCACUUCAGCUAUCAACCAGGGCCCGUCAGGGUAGCUUUUCCCGGGUGGUUCCGAACCUGAUUUAAUGGUAUCUAUAUAUUUCUCCUGUUUCCAUAUUCAAUUCACGAUGUGAUUGUAUUCCUCCUUGCCUUUCCGUGCUUGGAAGUAGGCUCGACUAGAACACUCAGUUCUAGUACGAAAAGUUCUCUGGGGCAGAUUGUCAAAUCAAGCCAUCAAUCAUGCGACUCUCGCUUUUUAGAUGCCAGUUCCUAGCAGCUGUAACUGGAUUCGCUCCUUUCGUAGUCGCACUUGGACAACAGCAGAUAAUUGGCUUUGCCAAUAGCGACGGAGCUUUCCAAAUAGCUGGUGGAUCGAUUGCCCAGCCACAGAUCCUCGUCUCAAGUAAUGAUUACUGGGGAGUUAUUCGAGCGGCCGGUGAUCUUACGAAGGACUUUGGUCGAGUGACCGGAACUAACUUCACGCUGAGCAACGGGGAAGCUGGAGCUGAACCAGCAGUAUACGAAUAUAAACCGAUCACAAGGAAUUAUACUCAUUAUGAGGUCAAUAAUACGCAGGUGUUUCACGGCCCCGCGUAUACUAACCCAUCAGCUGAGAAUACUGUCAUAAUUGUUGGCACAUUAGGUCAUUCUAAAGUUAUUGAUGACCUUGUCGCCGCCGGGAAGUUAAAUACCUCGGAUAUUGAGGGGAAAUGGGAAUCAUUCACAACUAGCAUUGUCCAGGACCCGAUAGCCGGCUGUUCCAAAGCAGUGAUCAUAGUAGGUAGUGAUCCUCGCGGCACAAUCUUCGGAAUAUACGACAUCAGCGAACAGAUUGGCGUUAGUCCGUGGUAUUGGUGGGCGGAUGUUCCGAUUAAGCAAUCUAAGGAUAUCUACGUCUUGCCUGAUGGUAAAGUCCAAGGCCCCCCUUCGGUCAAAUAUCGUGGCUUUUUCAUAAAUGACGAGCAACCUGGGUUAUCAGGAUGGGUUGGAUGGAACUACCCCGACACUCCUUACGGAGUUGGAUAUAACGCCGACUUUUACUCGAACGUGUUCGAACUUUUACUUCGAUUGCGGGCGAAUUACCUAUGGCCGGCUCUUUGGGCAACCAUGUUUGAAGUUGAUGAUCCGACAAGCCAACCACUUGCUGACGCAUGGGAGAUUGUCCUAGGAAGUUCGCACACGGAACCAAUGAUGCGUGCCCAGAACGAGUUUGGGACAUUUUAUAUUGAUGAAGGUCUUGGACCUUGGGCGUACAAUCUGAAUAACAAGACGAUCGACGAGUACUUUGUCUACGGUGCUCAACGGGCCAAGCCCUAUGCUCGGAAUAGUUUAUGGACUAUGGGUAUGCGGGGGACUGGAGAUACUGCUAUUGAGGGUUUAGGUGUGGAGUUUAUUGUCAGCAUGCUGGAAGCUCUCGUUCAUAACCAACGAGCCAUCAUCGAAGAUGUGCUGGAUGUCAAAAUUGAAGAGGCCCCUCAGCUAUGGUGCCUUUACAAGGAGGUUAUGUCAUAUAUACAACAAGGCUUGACAAUCCCUGAAGAUAUCACCCUUUUAUGGGCGGAUGACAACUGGGGGAAUGUUCGGAGAGUACCCAUCGGGAAUGAAACGACGCGAUCUGGAGGUGCCGGUGUCUAUUACCACUUCGAUUAUGUUGGUGACACCAGAAAUUACAAGUGGAUCAAUACGGUACAAUUAGAGAAGACGGCAGAACAGAUGCAACUUGCAUACGCUCACGGUGCUGACCGUAUAUGGAUUGUCAACGUCGGAGAUCUGAAACCUUUAGAGAUUCCGCUCACUCACUUCCUCGACAUGGCGUACGACAUUAAUAAAUGGGGAGUAGACGACGUUAGUAACUGGACUCUUGCCUGGGCAACCCGCGAAUUUGGCCCAGAAUACGCCUCGUCAAUUACGGAAAUCAUGACGCGUUUUGGCAUGUUUGCCGCAAGAAGGAAAUUCGAAUUAGUUGAACCUUAUGUUUAUUCGACUAUCAACUACAACGAAGGAGAUGCGGUAUUAGGUCAAUGGCAGGGUCUGGCUCAAGACGCGCAAGCAAUCUAUGAUCAACUAGACGAGGCUCACCAACCAGCAUUUUUUGAGAUGAUUCUUCACCCAAUCCUUGGUGGCCAGAUCAUUCACCAAGUUCAUAUUGGCGCCGCAAGGAAUAUGGUUUACGCAAAUCAACACCGAAACGCAGCAAAUGAGAUGAUCUCUUCAGUAUUAGCUAGUUUCGACGCCGAUGCUGAGCUCACAAUUAGGUGGGAUAGUUUGCUAGAUGGGAAAUGGAAGCACAUGCUAGACCAAACCCACUUUGGCUACGAUGGUUACUGGCAGCAGCCAAUGCGAAAUGUUCUUCCAGCUAUGGCUUACGUCCAGACUGCGAUAUCUUCAAUAGCAGGCAGCGUAGGAAUCGCCGUCGAAGGAUCGAAUGCCAGUAUUCCGGGAGACGACAAAUACCAUGCGAAUUCCGGGAAUACCCUCGUGCUCCCGUCGUUGGAUCCUUAUGGCCCCGUAAUACGCUGGUUUGACGUAUUUUCCAGGGGUAAAGUUAACUGUGAUUGGAAAGCAGAAACUGACUUGCCUUGGGUAAAACUGUCACAAUACAACGGAACUGUAGGACCCGAUAAUGGUACAGACAGCCGAGUCUUCGUCUCAGUAGACUGGGCAAAUGCACCACAGAUCGUCAACAACACAGUAGCCAAUAUUAAUUUCUCGACUGGUUGCGGUCGUCAAGGGUUUUCGAAUUGGUACGGUCGACCGAUCGUACAACUUCCUAUCAACUUGCGGACAGUUCCAUCCAACUUUUCAUUGGGCUUUGUCGAGUCCGACAAGCACGUUGCAAUCGAAGGACCACACUACCAACGUAUUCAUACACCGUCAAACGUACCUGCAGACUCGGGUAUCACUUACAAGACUCUGAAAAACUACGGGCGCACGCUUGGUGGAGUAACUCUAUGGCCGCAAAGCACGUCGCCUCAGACGCCCGAGACCGCUCCAGCUCUUGAAUACGAUUUGUACCUGUUUACCAAUAUAUCGAAGGCUAACGUAACGCUGCAUCUUUCGCCGACACAGAAUUAUCUAUCAGACGAAACGCCUCUCGAAUUUGCUGUGUCUCUGUUUCCUGCAGGUGCGGAGCAGGCCGAACCGCAGGUUGUCCAAUUCGUCGGUGACAGCGUCGGGGUGGACAUGCCACCUGGCUGGGGUCGUGCAGUAGCCGAUGUUAUUUGGGGGCUUGCACCGAUCCACAACACGACGACGACGUGGAAUAUUGCUCAGGAAGGAGCCUAUACGCUUAGGAUCUGGGGGCUAGCACCGAGCGUCAUCGUGCAGAAGGUCAUUGUGGAUUUAGGUGGUGUUAGACCAAGUUAUUUGGGUCCGCCGGAGAACUUCUUUCUGGGGAGGGACGAGAUUGGUGUGUAUAACCAGACUAGUUUCGCGGACGCAUAUAGAUAUGUAGGGUAAAAGCCCUAUUGCUAUUUUAAUCAUGAUAGCAUCAUAUAAUACAAAUCAACUAC
Annulohypoxylon maeteangense is the source of this 3756-nucleotide messenger RNA. Its product is annotated as glycoside hydrolase family 115 protein. NCBI's taxonomy places the organism in Eukaryota, Fungi, Ascomycota, Sordariomycetes, Xylariales, Hypoxylaceae. Bases 485 to 3703 code for a protein of 1072 amino acids. The record is from RefSeq and is a predicted model, not a curated record. The transcript is spliced from 3 exons.